Molecule: messenger RNA, 1614 nt
Organism: Fimicolochytrium jonesii
Lineage: Eukaryota; Fungi; Chytridiomycota; Chytridiomycetes; Spizellomycetales; Powellomycetaceae
Exons: 4
Coding region: 126-1307 (393 amino acids)
Cellular component (GO): cytoplasm
Molecular function (GO): electron-transferring-flavoprotein dehydrogenase activity; flavin adenine dinucleotide binding
Source: RefSeq, a predicted model, not a curated record
CGCUAUGUCCGCGACGACUGCAAAGUUUAUAAAAGGCCAGCCCGUCGAGGGAUUUCCUGUCGAUUUGUUCAAAAAGCUCAGUCAACAGUCAAUACCUUUCACAUCAACAUAAAGCGCUAUCCAUCAUGACUGCAACCACAAAGAUCGUUGUCCUGGGUGGAGGUUACGGUGCGAUGGCAGCAGUCAAGCAGCUGACGUCCUCUCUCGGAAAGAGGCCGGAUAUUGAGAUUACCGUCGUGACGAAGACCGAUUUUAUGGUUCACAGCGUUGGCGCAUUCCGCCCUCUCGUUGACGAAACCUGGGCCGAGAAGGUCUACAUCCCAUACACAAACCUCUUCCAAGGAGUCGCCAACGGCCGCGUCGUGCAAGGCAACGCUGUGGCCAUCCACGAGACCCAAGUCACCCUCGAGGACGGCACCACCGUCCCCUUCGACUACCUCAUCAUCGCCACCGGCUCAGCCUACCCCUCCCCAACUAAGACCCCUCACCUUCACCGCGCCGACAGCAUCGCCGAAGUGCAACAACUCAACAAAGCCGUCGCCAAAGCCUCCUCCAUUGUCAUCAUCGGCGGCGGACCCGUCGGCGUCGAGAUCGCCGGUGAGAUCGCCGUAGCCGACCCAACGAAGAAGAUUGUGGUCAUCCACGGCGGCGACGAGCUCGUGCAGUCGCCGAAGAGCACCGCAGCGUACCGCGCCCGCAUUCUGGCUGGUCUACACGCCCGCGGUGUCCAGGUCGUCUUAUCGGAACGUGCGAAAGGGUGGGAGGAGUUGAUCCCGAACCCUAUCCAGAAGGGGUACCACGUCUCGGAAACGGUUCCGGUGACCGUCCACACGAACAAGGGCAACUCGUUCACCGGCGACAUUGUGUUCCUCGCUAACGGCAACGCGAAAUACAACUCCGACCCCGCCAAGGCGCUUGGAGAGGGAGUCGUGAACGGGCAGAACCAGAUCAAAGUGCGGCCGACGAUGCAGCUGGCUGAUGAGAAGUACUCCAAGAUAUUUGCGAUUGGGGAUGUGAAUGAUACGCCGGAGAAGUUGGCGUACAUUGCCGGCGAGCAAGGGACUUUGGCUGCUAAGAAUGUCGUCAAGCUGAUCUCCGCCCAACCAACAAAACCCGCAAUCCUCGACGUCUUCAAACCCAUGGCUAUGGGAGUCGGCAUUGUCACACUCGGCAAAUCCGGCGGCGUAAUGCAAUUGGGCUCAUUCACAUUCGGCGAUUUCGUCGCUCGUCAAAUGAAAUCGAAAGACCUUUUCACAUCAAAGAACUGGGCAUUGUUGAACCUCUCGGCCGAGUUCAAGAAGUUAUGAUUGUGCCAGAUACGCUUGUAUUGAAAUCACCCUCUCAUCGCCUUUGCAUCGCUUCGUAGAAUUAAUAGGACCUCAUUUGAGUAAAUUUUUUGUGUUUACAUUAACAUAAUUUUUACAUGUAUACUGUGAGUGUCUUUAGACCUACUAUGUACUGUAUAGAUGCCGCUGGAUACCCUGAGAGGCAAGUCAAACGGUGGAUGGGUCGUCCAGAAGGAAGUUUUUUUGUGGGAUGUCUCAAACCUUACGAACGGUUAUGAAGAUGGACCAAUGCAUGCAUUUCCGACGGAUACGCUGCUUACGCCCGGAC